GGGGUCCACAGAGGAAGCGGAUCGCUGCCCCUGUCUCAAUGGGUUUGCCCGUUUUAUGACAUGUGGAGCAGGCGUGUAUAUCAGCUGGGAGCCUGGAGCUGCUGUCUCACUCGGGUCCAGCGUGCGGUAGGAAUGGCAGGCUGGGGGGGCUUCUUCGUGUCCCUCCUCAACUAUAAGACAGAGAAAUACGUGAUCGCCGAAAACAGGAGAAUCGGGAUCUUAUUUAGACUCUAUCAACUGGCCGUGCUGGGAUACAUAAUCGGGUGGGUGUUUGUGGUGAGGAAGGGUUACCAGGAGAGAGAGGAGGCCAUCCAGACCUCCGUCAUCACCAAGCUGAAAGGUGUGACACUGACCAACAGCUCAGAGGCAGGGCUUCACCUGUGGAGUGCUGAGGAUUAUGUCAUACCCCCGAAUGGUGAGCAGGUGUUCUUUGUAGUAACAAAUUACAUUGAGACCCCCAAUCAGAGGCUGGGGUUCUGCGCUGAGAAUUUCAAGGUGCCAAAUGGACGAUGUCAAAGUGAUGAAGACUGCGUGGAGGGGGAGACUGUCAUAGCUGGGCAUGCUCCAUCCAGCCAAGAAUCUUUGCUCUCUUCGUCAGGAAUAAAGACCGGCUUGUGUGUGAACAGCACCGGGACCUGUGAGAUUCACGCCUGGUGUCCAGUUGAACACAGCAAGAGACCCACAGAGCCCUUACUGAGCGAGGCAGAAAACUUCACCGUCUACAUCAAGAAUUUCAUCCGGUUUCCAAAAUUUGAAUUCUCUAAGUCCAAUGUUCUUGAAACGUCAGAUGACAGCUACCUGAAAAGAUGCUCCUACGACAGAGAGAACCACCUGUACUGCCCCAUCUUCCGCCUCGGAGAUCUGGUCAGCUGGACUGGGUAUGACUUCCAGGACAUGGCUGCUAAGGGGGGGUCUGUUGGGAUUCUUAUUGAAUGGAACUGUGACCUGGAUAAGGACUUUACACAGUGUAAUCCACGUUACAGCUUUACCCGCUUGGACUUAAACUCUAACAACUCGGUGACAUCAGGAUACAACUUCAGAUAUGCCAGGUAUUACAAGGAUCAAAAUGGCGAGACCUUUCGCACUUUGUAUAAGGUGUAUGGGAUUCGCUUUGAUAUAAUGAUCAAUGGCCAGGCUGGGAAAUUCAGUAUUGUACCCACAAUAAUUGCCAUUGGUUCAGGUGUUGCCCUGCUUGGUGCAGGAGCCUUCGCAUGUGACAUGAUACUACUGUACAUGAUGAACACGAGCUCCCUCUACCGAGAGAGGAAGUUUGAAAUCAUCAACUUCAAAAAAGACCCGACCAAAGCCAAGGACGGGAGGACAGGACACCGGGAAAGGAGAUCCAGGAAACCAGCUGCAGAGAAACAGGCCGCCAACUCCAAUAAAAAACCAGAGGAAACAGAACCAACUGCAGAGAGCCAGGUGCCUGUGGACAAACAGGGUCCCACCAUUCCACGCAACACAGGACAGCGCUACUCUGCCCUUCUCUCUCCCCAAGGUGCAGAGCCAAGGCCUCAUAUCACCUUCGCUUCACAAAAUUAAGUUUGCAGGAAGAGCCAGACAAAUCACCUGCAGUGGUCUGCCAGAGGUGGAACCAAAAGUUGGACUGAUGUCCACUUCUCACCUACUGGUGGGAUUGGACAGCUGGCAUGCCACUAGCUUGAGUGAUGCUUGACCUGACUAAAGAUAUGUUGGUCCAGAGAAAAGGGAGUGUGCAAGUGGGCCAGGAAGCUGAUGUAGAAAUACACAGAAAGGUGGUUUUCAGUGGCUGGGUCGGGGUCCAAAGCUGGGAUGUGGGAGAUUACAACAGGUCCGUAAAUAAUGAAAUGCAAAAGUACUGUGGUAUGCUGAUGCAAAUAGCAGAGACGUUAAAAUCAUUCAUCUAAGACUUAAAGUGAAUUGCCAAAUAUUUGCAGAUUACUGCAAGUGAUUCAUUGUGUUUUUUUUUUCAUGUCACAAAAUCAAUACUUAAUAGCUUUCUUGGCUGUUGAUCAGACUAAUUAAGCAUCAUUUUCCAGGUUGAAUAAUAUAUAAUGGGCCUUAGUUUUUUUUUUGCCAUUUAUGGACUAAGGUAUAAAAAUUCCAGCUAAAAUACAAAACAUCAUAGAUUCAUGGACGAAAAUAUCUCUGAUCUCAAAUGUAGGAUUGGAUUAAGUAAAAUAGACUGGAAUUAUAAGAUAAAAUUAUUUUGGCUAAUAAAAAUAACUUCUAAAUGAUUUUGUAUGCAUGGAUUCAAAGAAUUAAAAAAAAAUCUGCACUUUAAAACAAAGUGUAAGAAAAUGAAAGGUGUGAACGGUCUUAAUGGUUGGUAUUGUUGUGACAGGAACUCAGAUGUACUGUUAAACACUGAUGUGUUCCCUCCUGUAUGUCGACGCUGAUGUCACCAUUCAAUGGCUACAACACACUCUUAUUCACAAUAUAAUUGACUUGUGAAGCUAUGGAAUGCAGUGGUGAUGUGCUACGAGACUACAGCUGAUUGUUAAUGAAUGGUGUAAGACACUCAAGAGCCUCCUGGUUUCUUCUUGCAGUUACUUUUUAACGAAUGGUCUAUUUCAACGUAUUUGUCAUUUUUAUUUCAUGUCAACAAAGGAAACUUCCUAAAAGACAAACUGAUUAAUAAUACAUACAAGUUGUAAGAGGUAAUUAUUUAUUUCAAUUAUUAAUCAGACUUGUUAUAACUUAACCAUGGUAUUGUACAUGAAAUGUAAUUACCUUGUAAUCUGGUUUCAUCUGUUACACUACAACCGACAUUAACAGAAGUGUGGUCAUCCUGGUAUGGAUGAUAGCGAGCACUGAGUGGGACUUACAGGUUAAAAAAGUUCAUGGUCACUGCCAAGUGUGUAGCAGGAAAGAAAAAAGAAUAUUUGAUUCUGCACACUAUAAUUAUGGAACAAUCCUCCAUUUAAUCAACAGUUCAUAAUGGAAGAAGUAUUUAACUACUGGCUUAUCUACAAACAGCAGGACAGACAUAUAAUGGGUUUAUUUAACAUUAGAUAGGAUUAAUUUAGUUAUUUAUGGAAGGUCAUUUUAGUACACAUGCACCAUUCCGUAGAGGAAAGUCCAGAACA
This is a messenger RNA of Etheostoma cragini (Arkansas darter), 3068 nucleotides long. It is a transcript of the gene p2rx5, whose product is annotated as purinergic receptor P2X, ligand-gated ion channel, 5. The coding region runs from base 61 to 1542 and encodes 493 amino acids. Gene Ontology annotation, molecular function: extracellularly ATP-gated monoatomic cation channel activity; purinergic nucleotide receptor activity. Gene Ontology annotation, cellular component: nuclear inner membrane; plasma membrane. Lineage: Eukaryota; Metazoa; Chordata; Actinopteri; Perciformes; Percidae. Gene Ontology annotation, biological process: response to ATP; monoatomic cation transmembrane transport. The record is from RefSeq and is a predicted model, not a curated record. The transcript has 12 exons.